CAAGCAGGGUCAGGGGGUUUCGCGAAGGACCUAAUUCAGCCCCCAAAGUCAAGUUUGCUGUGCCGCAUUGCUGCGCCACCGGACUCGCCGCCGACAAUACUCGAGAUUUCUGGCAUUUGGAUCCAAGAACAUUUGUGCCUGCCUGGCCUCCUCAAUCCGUCCAUUCAUUUAGGAGCGGUCCCCCUUUCUUGCGUGACCGGCCACCCUCCUCCGCACCUUUCCUGCUUAAUUCUCCAAACGCCAGACGUGACCGGAUGGCAACCACCAUCGGCUCUCGUGCCCGGCGUCGAGCGCGAGCAAACGCCGCAACGCGAUACCACCCAUCGACGGCAUACCUGCUGUUAUUUUACCUCCCGCUAAUAAUCAUCCCCUGGGUGGUACAAUGCUUGCUGGACGUCAAGCCCAUGACCCGGGCCGGGUCGUCCUACAUCGCCAAUCAAGGAGAGUACUCACCGAGGGACCUCGCCGCGGUCGGCAGUUGGAUGCGCGCAGCUAGGGUGCUUAACAUGGCUGCGGCUAUUCUGGCUGUGCCCACCGUUUCGGCCAUCCUGGCCCACGCUGCCGUCGUCAUGGUGCAUCGACGAAAUCCCGCCCGGCCACUGAACCUGCGAAAGCUUCUGUCCCUGGCCGACGACCCUUGGACGAGAAUCACGAGAAUGCCGGACGGGAGAGGUAGCCGGUUUGUCUUUUCUGGGCUCUCUCUGGUUGCACUGAGCGUCGUGAUACCACUAUUGCAGGUGGCACUGGUGGUCCCCAAGUCCAUUCGGGUCGCGACAUGCUACGAUACUCCUUAUUCGAUCAAUCCCAGCAUCGACUGCGUCAAUAACAGAUUCAGGAAGUACAUCGUUGCGGGUAAUGACGCAGAACCCGCCAUCCUCGAUGCCACCUAUGCCAGUUUUGUCGCGCAGAGAGUUGGACAUAGACUGGAGACGGUAAGCGAGCUGGACCCUCUACCAUACAUCUGGGAUGAUGAGACCCCUCGUGAUCGACCACUCUACACUAGUACUCCAAAUACACUCCGUGAGUAUUACCAGCGGAGUAGCGAGGACGCCAUUCACUAUUUCGUCUCCGCCCUCCCUCAUGGGACCAACACCGGCGUCCUCCGAGAGCACGCCUUACGCAUGAACUCGUCCACUGCGCAGUGCCAGCGCGUCUCUGCUGCGGAAUUUCCGGAGGCGUGUCCCGGAGAGCGGCCGUUUACGGGGGAAUUCUCCGGCGCGUUGAGGACGAUACGGUUCUGCGCGCCCGGCGCAUAUGACACCGCCCCGUGGACCUUGAGUCGAAACAGGCAAGAUAUCACGGAAGAGGUCUACUUUGAUAUAGUGGUUCCCAAAAACGAUUCGAUCGACGAAACUCUUCCCUAUAACAGGACUGUCCGCUGCGAGGUCAACUCGACGAGGGGCUACUUCGAGCUGCCCAACUACUACAAUGACGGCAUUCCUGAGCAACUACUCGACAAGUGGCCUAGCCCCCAGGAGAUGGAGAAAAACUUUAAUGACUAUUUUUCGCACGAUAUUAAACCGUCCGAGAGCGAUCCCCUGAGCGAUUCACUCCCCCAGUUCCCGUCAAGCGUGUACGCGUCGGACACGCACGGGUACGCUCCGGGACCCCUCAUGAUGUUCCUCGUCGGCGCCCUGGGCAACUCCAGCUUCUUCCGUACGGCCGUGAACGCCAGCACAAGCACACCCGCGGAACAGACAGCCGCAUACCUCCGCAUCUGCAGCACCGGCCUGCCCCUGGAAUCUUUGGAGUACAACGUCAAUGUCCCUCUCACCACCUCCGAGCAGUGCCGCCGAGCCGUAGCCACCUCCUUCGAACCCCGCGACCCGAGCCUCAUCCUUUCUGACGUCGUCUACACGUGGUUCGCCGCCCUCACCUACCCCACAAACGUCGAGAUCUUGGGCGCGGGGAUCUACGUCGCCCAAGAGCAGUACCUCACCACCGCGGCCGCUGCGGGAUCGUUUGUCGGCAAGUCUGUCUACACCUCGCCGGGCGUGACCAUCACGAAGCCCGUCGUUCCCCUCCCCGUCAAGGUCGCCGUGUCGGUGCUGCUGGGCAUCCAGAUCGUGGCGCUGCUGGCCUUGGCUGGGUACAUCUACUCGACGAAGACGUUCGGAACCCGCGUGGAUGCCGUGGCGGUCAUGGUCUUCGGGCUCAGGGCUCGCUCCAAGCUGCGCGGCGCGGCUGGCGUAUGCCGGUUGGGACGGGUGAGAGAGAGUGACCUCAAGAACUUGGAGAAGGUUGACGGGCUGGAAGUCUUUCGCGAGGCAGCGGGUGGGCCAACGGCUGCUGGUACUGGUGCUGGCCGAGACGUGGAGCUGGUUGAAGGGGGUGGGUUCCGGAUGUCAGAUGAGACCAUGUUGUCCGAGGUUUACGAUGUUGAUGCUCGUGGCAUUCGCAAUUAGAUGAGACUUGGUUUGGCUUCCUACAUGGAAACAGCCAAGGAUAUGGUUGUGAUACCCUUAACCAACUAAUCUAUCUCCCUGGCUAGCAUGUUGAUGACUAGAGGAG
Messenger RNA from Phialemonium atrogriseum, 2511 nucleotides. RefSeq lists its product as uncharacterized. The record is from RefSeq and is a predicted model, not a curated record. The transcript is spliced from 2 exons. Lineage: Eukaryota; Fungi; Ascomycota; Sordariomycetes; Cephalothecales; Cephalothecaceae. Bases 255 to 2405 code for a protein of 716 amino acids.